Molecule: messenger RNA, 1374 nt
Organism: Necator americanus (New World hookworm)
Lineage: Eukaryota; Metazoa; Nematoda; Chromadorea; Rhabditida; Ancylostomatidae
Exons: 12
Coding region: 1-1374 (457 amino acids)
Biological process (GO): protein phosphorylation
Molecular function (GO): protein tyrosine kinase activity; ATP binding
Source: RefSeq, a predicted model, not a curated record
AUGCAGGAAAACCGUGCACUAGCCGAAGUACCUCCCGCAGAGAAUUUUGAUAUGUCGCUGACGAAACACGAAUAUUUUCACGGUUUGUUACCACGGGAGGAUGUUGCGUCACUUCUUAAAAAAGAUGGCGACUUUCUAGUACGACUCAGUGAGGCAGACACCCAAGGAACAAAACUCGAAAUGGUCCUAUCAGUCUUGCAUGAUCCUAAAUCACGCUACAAAGGAGAACCUACCGAAAAUAGAGAAGAUUCUAUAAUACACAUUAUUAUCCAAUAUGCCAAAAAGAAGUACUUUGCCGUAAGCAAUCCUGGAUUUAACUCAGUUCCUGAGCUUAUUUCGUACUACUUAAAGCACACUAUGAUUUUCAAAUCUCAGCAAGUACGAUUAAAACAAGCCAUAUAUUUUGCUUCAUGGGAAUUCCAACCCGAGGAUGUAACACUAGAGAAUGUUGUAGCGAAAUUCGGUUGCGGAGAAGUUCGGAAAGGAAAAGUGACACGAAUGGAUCUGCCAACUUUAACGGUUGCAAUUAAGACGGUAUUCGGAAGAUCUUUGGAGGCUAGGGAAAAGAUAUGUGAACUCAUGCGUGAAUGUCGAUUAUUACGAGAGUUAAAUCAUCCCUGCAUUAUCCAGUACUAUGGCGUCUGUCUACUGGCCCAACCUCAUUGCUUCCUCUUCGAAUAUGUUUCUGGUGGUCCACUAAGCAUUUAUCUCAGAAACAAUAAAAGAAAUAUAAAACGUGAUGAUUUGUUAAUGAUGGUAUCAUGUGCUGGUUGGGGACUGGAAUACCUUCACAAGAAUACAAUUCUACAUCGUGAUAUCGCAGCUAAGAACUGUCUCUAUGAUAAACAAUUUGUGAAACUAAUCGGUUUUUCGAUGUCUAAGAAAGCUACUGUUUACUCCAUGAAGACAGCAAGACGAUUGGCAAUCCGGUGGAUGGCGCCUGAAACAAUUGAGACCUUUCAGUACAGCCAGAAGUCGGACGUGUACGGCUACGGAAUUCUAAUCUACGAAAUCUUUUCUGCAAAAGAACCGUAUGAAGGUCUCUCUAAUUGGGAUGCAAAACCACUUAUUAUUGACGGAAACGUAAACGACUUCACUGGAAAUACUCCAAAAAAAUUAUCGGAAGUGGUUAGGGAUAAAAUGUGGGCUAGAGAUGUGGAUUCAAGAUCAUCAAUGCACCAGAUAAUGCUGUGGAUGCAAGUCUACACAGGAAUGGAACUGCAGAUUUUCAAUGCAGGGGAUAUGGCUACGGCAACGAUACGUCAAAAUGCCGACGCUCUUGUUACAAAGGACAUAGAGCUUCAGCACCUUCCAAAUUUCAAAGAACCACUUCCAAAAACACCGCAGCGGAAAAAAAAGAAAAAGAAAGACUAG